AUGGAUGACGCAGAGUCUUCAGAUAUAGUGUUGGGCGUGGCAAUGGAUGAAGAUAGCAGCGACGUGGCGCUUGUGAACACCGCAAAGCAUUCUGCACGCCGAAGUUCUGCACGAAGGACAUCCAUGGCAUUGGCAAAGAAUGCACAGAAUCGUUAUAGUGCAGAAUCAGACACUCACAAGCCAAAAUACAAGCGAGAAAAGCGAAAAGAAAGUCCUGGAGCAUUAAGAAAGCCACCACAAACAAGAAAGAAGCUAAAGCCAAAUGCAAUGCCUGAGACACCGAGCAGCCCAGUUGCUGUAGGCCAUGCGCUUGAGACCGAAGGCCAGGUGAAAGUCAAAGUAGUCGAUUUGAAUGGCGAAAGAGUGGUUUACCUGGAACGCACAGACACACUGGAUAAGAUUUACCGAAUGUAUUGCAAAAAAGACCCAAAUGUAAGGAUGAAGCAUAAGUCGAUCCCUGUCUCAAGACAUCUAACACUCGAUGAGAUCAACUUUGACGAGAACCACUGCAUCAGCAUACACGGUCUGAAUGGCGUUGCCAAGGAGCCUGAUGAAAUACAUGUAAGGGUGAAUCUCAGCACGGAAAACACCAUUGAGAUGGAUGUUGGGAAAGGCCUGAGGGUUGAUGAGGUGCUAGCAAUUGCAGCCAAGGACAGCCAUGCAGGAAAUAUACUUGUGAGAAACGGCGAGGUGCUGCCGAUGGAGAUGCUCAUUGGGAGUGUGGUGGAUUCUGGAGAUGUGCUUGAUGUUGUGAGUAUGAGCGAUCUUGAGUACUUGAUAUAG
Messenger RNA from Ordospora pajunii, 783 nucleotides. RefSeq lists its product as uncharacterized. Bases 1 to 783 code for a protein of 260 amino acids. The transcript has a single exon. Lineage: Eukaryota; Fungi; Microsporidia; Ordosporidae. The record is from RefSeq and is a predicted model, not a curated record.